AAGAUUGGGCCAUUAAAUAUUAUGAAAAUAAUGAAGCUGUUUUUUCAGAUAUAUGUACAAGAUCAGAAGGUAGUGGAGAUAUAGUAUUUAUGUGGAAGGAAAUAAAAAUCAUAGAUAAUAGGGGAAAUGAAACAAUAACAUAUCUUGAGAAUGAUCCAAACAAAAAUCUAUUUGAUGGUGUGAAUCAUCCAAAAAAUAAAAUACUAAGACUUGAUCAUCAG
Messenger RNA from Entrophospora candida, 221 nucleotides. The record is from the annotation of a GenBank genome assembly. Lineage: Eukaryota; Fungi; Glomeromycota; Glomeromycetes; Entrophosporales; Entrophosporaceae.